Molecule: messenger RNA, 1380 nt
Organism: Camellia sinensis
Lineage: Eukaryota; Viridiplantae; Streptophyta; Magnoliopsida; Ericales; Theaceae
Product: calcium uniporter protein 5, mitochondrial
Biological process (GO): mitochondrial calcium ion homeostasis; calcium import into the mitochondrion
Cellular component (GO): uniplex complex
Molecular function (GO): uniporter activity; calcium channel activity
Source: RefSeq, a predicted model, not a curated record
AUAAUUUUCCUGAAUACAUAUAUUUAAAGAGAUCUCGCCAUUGAGACAGAAUCAAGGGAGAUUCCCUGGCUAUAUAACGCCUUCCACCUCCAUUGGAAUCUUCAAAGCGCUCUCUCCCCUAACUCUCUGUAUUCUGCUCAUCAAUGGCGCUUCGAAGAGCACUAGCGAAUCGUCUACUCAACAAAAACAGAGACUCAUCUCCACUCCUAACCCUCGAGCAUUCACCGAUUUCAUCUCCAUCCUUGCACAAAACCCCAAAUGCAUUCAAAACAAACUUCCACCGCGAGUUCCUCACUUCGCCUGACUCCGCCGACAGCGGCUUUUUUCGACGGUUCCUCCAGCGGCGGGCCAUAAACCAGGCGGCGAAGUUCCCGGACUUCCUCUCCAUUCCUUUCGGAGACGAGCUGAGGGAGAAGCUCGGAUCUAUAAAUCUCACCGGCGAUCGUCUCCGGCUUGAAGGGCUGAGUUCUCCGGUGCCUUCGCAAUCAGCUCCGUUCGGUUCAAUCGAUAGGACAUCGAUAUCGGUGAGAGAUGCGAAGAAGAUUCUGAAGGCUUCGCAGUUGGAGAAGGUGAGAUCGAAGCUGAGACAGAUGGCGAUGAACUCGAUUUCGUACUCGGAGUAUGUAAAGAUCUGCGUUGAUGUGUGUGCGAAUCGAGAGCAAGGUGUGGAGUUUGCCAAGAGGUUGGAUGAGUCUGGAGACGUCAUCGUUUUGGGCCAAAUCGUGUUCCUUCGGCCGGACCAGGUUGCAAAAUCAAUGGAAAAGGUAAUUUCUCAGUCCGUAGCCAUCCCAAACGACCCAAGAAGGCAAGAACUUGAACAAAUGGAGAAGCAAAAGUCGGUAAUCGACCAAAAAGCCCAACAACUAGUUCAAGUGGAGCUCUACUGUGGGCUAGGCUUCAUAGUUCUCCAAACACUGGUCUUCAUGAGACUCACCUUCUGGGAAUUCAGUUGGGACGUGAUGGAGCCCAUUUGCUUCUUCGUCACAUCGCUUCACUUCGCUCUAGCCUAUGCCUUCUUCCUCAGGACAUCCACAGAGCCCUCUUUCGAAGGCUACUUCCAACGCCGAAUCAAGGCCAAGCAAAAGAAUCUCAUGAAAAUUCACAACUUUGAUAUUGAAAAGUACAAUCAGCUUUGCAAAGCCUUUUACCCUAAUUAUGGACAGUUUCAGGCUUUGGAUCGUGCCAGAGGGGCUGUUUUUGGUGCCGUGCAUGGUUCAUAUUAGUACAUAGAAAAUAUUCUCGAGAAAAUGACAGUAGAGAGAAACAUAGGGUUUUGCCUGUAAGGAUUAUUAGUAGUCCUUUAUAUGGAGUAUCAUCAUGUGUUAAAACCUUGGUUCUUUGACAUCACAAGCAAAUAUGGUUUUUUUCUUAACUACAAAA